Alternaria atra is the source of this 2991-nucleotide messenger RNA. RefSeq lists its product as uncharacterized. The record is from RefSeq and is a predicted model, not a curated record. Gene Ontology annotation, molecular function: DNA-binding transcription factor activity, RNA polymerase II-specific; zinc ion binding. Bases 1 to 2991 code for a protein of 996 amino acids. Gene Ontology annotation, biological process: aromatic amino acid catabolic process; positive regulation of transcription by RNA polymerase II. The transcript is spliced from 3 exons. Lineage: Eukaryota; Fungi; Ascomycota; Dothideomycetes; Pleosporales; Pleosporaceae. Gene Ontology annotation, cellular component: nucleus.
AUGUCGACUGCGGGCUCCAAUGCUUCUCCACCGUCGCGGACACAGAAUGCCCAGCACACGCGCACAUACCAGGCCUGCAUACCAUGCAGGCGUCGUAAAGUGCGAUGCGAUCUUGGCCCGGUAGAUAACCCACAUGAUCCGCCUUGCGUGCGAUGUAGGAGGGAGAGUAAGGAAUGCUUCUUCUCUGCGACGCGCAGGAAGCGAAAGGCCGACGGCGAGGAUGACUAUGAUGAGGUGGACGACUACGAGGUGCGCAAUGGCAGGAAACGCCAGCGCUCGGAUGGCCUGCCAGAGCCUCUUACGAUAACGACGGCGAACAGCGCGGCGUACAUAUCCCAGCCUCUGACUCCAGGUGGCUCCAUCGGACGAUACGAGCCGCUACGACGACCCAACACGUCAGGCGGCCACCAGCCCACGCCCAAUGACGAAGAGGACCAGAAAGUGAACAACGAGACGGUCGCGACACUGCAGGCGGGCGAGGUCUACAGCGGACACGAUGCGCUAAACUUGCUGUUCGAGGCUGCUGGCAUGAACAACCACCAGCGGACAGGAAGUAGUUCCAGUCUCCAGCGACCGACUCUGGGCAGCACGCCAGGCUCACAAACCAACUUCGCAAGCCCUCGACCCAAUACAUCGCAUGCGCGAGGCAAUUCGCGAGCCACGGUCGAGCCCUCGGUAGAUCCCGCUAUACAGCAACCUAUGCUACCCGACCCUCCGAACGAAGCUGCCUUCGCCGAUGCUGUGAGAGCCUGGUCAAAGUUCCGCUUUGUUCGCGCAGGAUGGCUCACAGCGAAGGAAGCCAUCGCUUACAUCGACUAUUUUUACACCUUCUUAUCGCCCCUUACACCAAUCGUUGUACCAGACUAUCGCGAUCAUGCCUUCCACGCAAAGCUGCUUAAGGAGGAGCCCAUGCUGGUCAUUACUCUCUUGACCAUCUCAGCGAGGUAUUCACAACCCAGCGGGUCGAGCGGUGUGGGCGCAACGUCUAGGUCAUAUCUGAUCCACGAGAAGCUAUGGAAGUACCUACAGGGUAUGAUAGAUCGCAUGAUCUUCGGACAAGAGCAGUUCGGCGGCGGCUUCUGUGGCGCUGGCCAGCAGCCUGGGUCGGAUGUAAACCCGCUAUCGCGAAAGGGCCUACGCACCCUUGGCACAGUCGAGAGUCUGAUGCUACUCACUGAGUGGCAUCCUCGCGCACUACACUUCCCUCCUGGUGAUGACGACGAUGAGCUCGUUCUACCCGACGACCCGUACGAGGCAGGACCGAAAGCUGAUAUGUACAAAGGCGUGGGCGACAAGCGCAUCGACAGUUGGUUAGAGCCGUGCUGGCGCAGUGAUCGCAUGUGUUGGAUGUUGCUGGGUAACGCCAUGACGCUCGCUUUCGAGAUUGGUGUCUUCGACGACACGAAUGAGACGGAGUUCGAAGAAGCCAAUCAGCAUCUCUCACAUGCGACUGUGAAGGCCUACUAUCGACGGAAGAACCAUCUCCGCGACUUGCUCAUCAUCUACGUCACGCAGACUAGUGGCAGACUGGGUUUGACCUCUAUGCUCCCCAAACUCGAGCGUGACGAGAACCUAAUAGGCGGCCCCUCACCACUCGAGCUGUACAAGGAGCGUAUCAGUCGCAUCAAAGCACCUCCAGCACAGUUUGGUAUGCGCUCAGAUGGACAGCGCCUUCCGCUCGAGUCCAUUGCUACCCAGGAGCGUCAUGCUGUUCAAGAUCUUGUGCUCGACUUUUGGGCUCGUAUCGCCAAGAUCAUGGAGAUGGGCAAUCUGAAGCUGUUCUCUAAUCGACGGAAAACAAGAGAGUUACUCAAGACGGGAGGUUAUGAGGAGAUGCUGAAGUUCUUCCAAGGUCCCUUGGUGGAGUGGAGGAAGUGCUUCGAUCGAGCACCCCAGGUUCCUGCGCAACUCCGUCACGUCCUUAUCAUAGAGUUCGAGUACACGCGUGUGUAUCUCAACUCGCUCGCUCUCCAGGCAGUGGUAGAACGCUGCACACACAACACUCCGCUACAAACACAUGCUCAACCUAAUGGCCUGAACGGACGUGCUACUAACGGCAACGGUAACGGCAAUCCAAACGGCAAUGACGACGGUGGCGCUAUCCCCUUCAGCACACUUGUAAAAUGGUAUGCCAACGAUCGCCACUACAUUAACGAAGUCAUUGACGCGUCGCGCAAUGUGCUCAAAGUGGUGGUCGAAGGCCUGCAUCCUGGCGGCUAUCUACGACAUGCGCCAGUACGGACGUUCUUCCGUAUUGUCAGUGUAGCCAUCAUUCUACUCAAGACCUUUGCGUUGGGUGCAACUGAGGAGGACGUAGCUGUCAGUCUCAGUUUGCUUAGCGACUCGGUCGAUGCCCUACGAACGAGCAUAGUCGACGAUGUACACGUCGGCAACCGCUUCGCUGAUCUCGUCGAAACCCUGACCCACCGGAUCCGUUCGCGCUUCGUACGUCUUGCCGCCAACGGCUCGAGUGGCAUCUCGCGCGCCGGUAGCAAGAGCCCUAAUCAAGUACCACUGAUGCCUCCGCCCGCUCCACUCAACAACACUAACCAUCUCGCACCGCCAUACAUGGGAUCUCAGCAAACAGGUUUUUCAGGCACUGGUACCAGCGUACCAGGUUCCCCUAGCAUGGGCCUCAGUACAAGCGGUCGCGCAACACCUUUAUGGGGCAUUUCAGCCGAGCCUUACGACCCCAACAGCAACUCGAUCAGCAUUAUGCCACCGCCUGGCAACUACCAAAACUUCCAGAAUAACAACAAUGGGAACAAUUCGAAUUCGAACGGCAACAACAACACCAACUGGAGUCAAUGGGCAAACAGUGGAGCGAGUUGGGGCGCAGGGCAAGAUCAAGAUUGGCUUGCGCUGCCACUCGACCCUCUGCUUGAUCAGUGGGGUGCAGAGAUCAAUCAAACUGCUAUGGGACCGGAUAUCGGCGGUAUGGACAUGCUCGAUAUUUUGCUGAACAUGGGAGGGCCACCUGGUAGUGCUUAG